Molecule: messenger RNA, 657 nt
Organism: Ceratitis capitata (Mediterranean fruit fly)
Lineage: Eukaryota; Metazoa; Arthropoda; Insecta; Diptera; Tephritidae
Product: histidine-rich glycoprotein
Exons: 2
Coding region: 76-543 (155 amino acids)
Cellular component (GO): extracellular matrix
Source: RefSeq, a predicted model, not a curated record
AAUCAGUUAGUUUGCACCUUUCAGCAAGGUAUAUAGACCAGCGUUACUAAAUUUAGUUCAAAAUAAAUUAAGAAAAUGAAAUACCAUAUAUGUAUUGCUAUCGUCACUAUUGUCUUGUUCGGCAUUGCUUUAGCGGGACACAUUUCUCACGAGCAUGCAAGUAGCUAUGCAUCAGUGAUACAACAUAACCAUAUCCCACAUCAUGAUGCUAAGGAUUACGGCAGUCACAUUCAUUAUUUGUCGCAGGCAGUGAAUGGACAUGACCACCACGGUUACCAUCAUGAGCCGCAUCACUAUCCCAAAUAUAUAUACGAGUAUGGUGUAAAGGACGCACACACAGGCGAUCACAAAAGUCAGUGGGAACAUAGUGAUGGUGAUCAUGUCAAGGGUGGCUACACUUUGGCCGAAGCCGAUGGCACCAUACGCGUCGUUGAGUACACGGCUGAUGACCAGAAUGGUUUCAAUGCCGUCGUGAAAAAGAUCGGUCACGCGCAUCAUCCAGAGGUGUAUCAACACGGUCAUCAUCACUAUGGCGGUUAUUAAGGAGCUACAUAAAUUUCCUCGUGAUGUUACAUAAGUUAAUUAGGAAGAAAUCUUGAAAUACUGAAUUUUACUAAUUGUGCUCACUUGUCAGUUUUUGUUAAUAAAAAAAAUAUU